AUGGCUCAGUGGCUCCAGCAGGGGGCAGCAGAGGCCAACAAACAGCCUCCAGGCACGAGCCCCUCCAGCCCCACCCCCGCCCCGGAUUCGUCCCCGUCUGGACACUCAGAGCCCACUCCGCUGCCUCGGGCCAAAACGCCCGACCUUGGUCGGCCCCUGCCUGCAGCAGCCUGGAUGCUGAACGUCACCCGGGCUGAGAUCUCCAUCACCCCUGAGCCUGCCCAGCCCGCAGAGGGAGACAAUGUCACGCUGGUGGUCCGCGGGCUCUCCGGGGAACUGCUUGCCUACAAUUGGUACGCAGGGCCCACGCUCAGCCUGACCUUCCUGGUGGCCAGUUACAUUGUCAGCACUGGUGACGAGACCCCUGGACCGGCCCACACAGGGCGGGAAGCUGUGCGUCCGGAUGGCAGCCUUGCUAUCCAUGGUGCCCUGCCGGGACACACAGGCACCUAUAUCAUACAGACCCUUAACAGGCAGUUUCAGACGGAGGUGGGCUACGGACACGUGCAGGUCUAUGAGAUCCUGGCCCCUCCCACGGUCAUGGCCAACGACACUGCGCUGGUGGAGCGCAGGGACACCCUUCGCCUCGUGUGCAGCAGCCCCAGCCCGGCUGAGGUCCGCUGGUUCUUCAACGGUGACGCUCUGCCCGUUGCUGUCCGCCUGGGCCUGUCCCCCGAUGGCAGGGUGCUGACCCGUCAUGGCAUCCGCAGGGAGGAGGCGGGCGCCUACCAGUGCGAGGUGUGGAACCCGGUCAGCGUCAGCCGCAGCGAGCCCCUGAACCUGACCGUCUACUUCGGCCCUGAACGUGUGGCUAUCCUCCAAGAUUCCACCACCCGGACGGGCUGCACCAUUAAAGUGGACUUCAACACGUCCCUUACCCUGUGGUGUGUGUCCCGAUCCUGCCCUGAGCCAGAGUACGUGUGGGCCUUCAACGGGAAGGCCUUGAAGAAUGGUCAGGAUCACCUAAACAUCAGCAGCAUGACUGUGGCCCAUGAGGGCACAUACACGUGUAUUGCUAAGAACUCCAAGACCCUGCUGUCCGGCUCUGCCUCCGUGGUGGUCAAGCUGUCUGCCGCAGUUGUGGCCAUGAUGAUUGUGCCUGUACCGACUAAACCAACGGAGGGCCAGGACGUGACCCUGACCGUCCAGGGCUACCCCAAGGACCUGCUAGUCUACGCCUGGUACCGUGGACCGGCCUCAGAGCCCAACCGACUGCUCAGCCAGCUGCCGUCGGGGAACUGGAUCGCUGGCCCAGCGCACACGGGCCGGGAGGUGGGCUUCGCCAACUGCUCACUGCUGGUGCAAAAGCUGAACCUCACGGACGCCGGACGCUACACUCUCAAGACGGUCACACUGCAGGGCAAGACCGACACAUUGGAGGUGGAGCUACAGGUGGCCCGUGAGUGAGCGGCAU
Messenger RNA from Peromyscus californicus insignis, 1414 nucleotides. RefSeq names its product CEA cell adhesion molecule 16, tectorial membrane component (gene Ceacam16). The transcript is spliced from 6 exons. The record is from RefSeq and is a predicted model, not a curated record. Bases 1 to 1407 code for a protein of 468 amino acids. NCBI's taxonomy places the organism in Eukaryota, Metazoa, Chordata, Mammalia, Rodentia, Cricetidae.